Messenger RNA from Gryllus bimaculatus (two-spotted cricket), 64 nucleotides. NCBI's taxonomy places the organism in Eukaryota, Metazoa, Arthropoda, Insecta, Orthoptera, Gryllidae. The record is from the annotation of a GenBank genome assembly.
UCAAUAUUAUUUGAGACGAAUGAAAACAAAAUAAAGAAGGAACAUUUGUGGAUGAUUAUUAACA